Hirsutella rhossiliensis is the source of this 3327-nucleotide messenger RNA. Its product is annotated as DNA damage repair protein (Rad9). NCBI's taxonomy places the organism in Eukaryota, Fungi, Ascomycota, Sordariomycetes, Hypocreales, Ophiocordycipitaceae. Bases 1 to 3327 code for a protein of 1108 amino acids. The transcript has 3 exons. Gene Ontology annotation, cellular component: nucleus. The record is from RefSeq and is a predicted model, not a curated record. Gene Ontology annotation, molecular function: histone binding. Gene Ontology annotation, biological process: DNA damage checkpoint signaling; positive regulation of transcription by RNA polymerase II.
AUGGCGCUGGAAGCAGUCAACGAAUCCCAGGACAGCCAGGCAAUCUUUGACGCCCACCAGGCGCUGUUUGGCGUCGCAUCGAUCAGCGGCUCGCUGGGCUCUGCGCGGUUAAUUGCUGCCAAUAUCGACGUGUCAGAGGCAGUCGAUGGACAAGCGGACCGGUCAACCAGUCGCCGCCUCGUCGUCGAGGGUGAAGAAGCAGCCGGGGUGGUGCCAGCGUGCAUGCGUGACAGCCAGGGGAAAAAGAAAUUCCAGGCAGAAGCGGGUGCAUAUGACGAGGCGACGACGGCCGCUGCUCGACACGAAAUCAACAAACCGCUCGAACCCGACAAUGGGCUUCAUGCUGCCGACAACACGCGCCCUGUCCCUCUCCCGUUCACAGGUCAAAUCGACGGGUUGUGGCCGCUAACCGCCACCGCGGCCGGAGCGACGGCAAAGAUGGAUACCUCGCAGCAGACGCCUACGCAGGUCAACGAGGACCGAGACUACCACAUCUUCUACGGACCCUUGCCCUCGAGCCCUGCCAACAAGUCGACACAGCACAACACCGAUGACGAGCCGCGGACCCUUAAGGAGGGCGACACGGGCGCCGUCAACUUUGGAAACCUCAGCGAUCUUGCCCGCCCUUCGUCCCAGGUUUCCGAGGACGGCGGCUUCGAUACUACGAGGGGUGGCUGGCGCGCCCACCAGCGUACCUCUCAGCUGCAAUCUAACCCAGCACAAACCCCGUACAGGCCUCAUGGCCUGCCUCCCGAGACGCCCGCGCUGCCCAAGAACCCCUUUGCCAAAUCUGGCGUCUCGGCUCCGCUCGCGGGCAGCCAGCUCUUUGGUCAGACGCAGCAGCCGUCGUCGGCGGCCAAGAUCAGUCCGACGUCGUCACGACCCUCGCCGAAUGUUCUUCUCAACUCGAUAUCGCCCAAUAUCAUGGAGACGUCGCCCCUCAAGAAUCGCGCCAACGUGUCGUCACCAACCGAUAUUCGAACGUCGAGCCCGCAGCGACUAAACGAAGUUCCAGGGACCUUGGUUAAGGACAAGGCGGGACACGUCGCGUGCCAAGAUAGCCCGGCGGGCGAUACAUCUUCCAAAGACGAGCUGAUCCCCGAAUCACCGACAGAUCAAGCACUCAAGCAAUUCGUUGGCCGCCAGCCGUUGGCACAGUAUGAGCCGAUGAAGCAGUCCCAAGAACGAAAGUCUAGUGGCGAUGCUCAGAUGGACCUGCAUUCCGACAAUGAAUACGACGAGGCUUUCCAAAAGGCGGAGCGCCGCAAGCGGGCGGAAAGAAAACGAGCUCAAGCAGCCGAGGAGAUGGAAAAAGUCAGCUUUGCGCGAGGCUCUCGGCGGGAUUCUGCGGAGCAGCCGAUUAAAAAGAAGCGGAGGAUACACUCUGUUCAAAACGACACGGCAGACUCAACUGCCGUCAUGGAUAGACCCAAGAGCCAGGAACGCGCCGUUGCCCGAAUCUCCCAAAAGACGUCUGCACCGGCACUCGAGACCCCUGCAGAAUCAAUCAAGGCGACUCCAGCGCAGAGCGCGGUAUUACCCGAAACUGACCAGGACGAAGCGACUCCAGUCCAGAGGCGCAUCACCCCUGAGCCGACGGAGGAGGAAAUGAUUCCAGCCACCAGCCCGGUGCCUUCGACCAAAGGCAGCCAAGACGGCGUGCCAUGUCCUUCAGAACCGGAACUUCCGACCAUGACAGGCGACGGUACCGACGAGCGAGAGCAAGUCGAGGUGACGAGGGAGACAUCCUCAUUUCCGCGGACUCGCCGACGGACGCAGAGAACAUAUGGCACUCGGACACGACAAGUCAGACGGAAUCCGUUGCUAAGCUCUUCCACAUCUGAGGUGCUUCCAGUCGAGCCUGGCGACAAGAUGGAGCACGCCGCGUCGACCCUGGAAAGCCCUACUAGUACAACUUCAACCGCCAACCCCGGGGCCAUGGCCCACGAUGUUCCCGGUCAAGAAGCCGCAGGCGUGGAGGCUGAAGACCUGCAGCAAACGCGCCGCGAGACGCUUCCAAGCUCCAACAUGGAGUCUUGUUGCGCGCCCGUCCCGGCUCGCUCGCGAGGACAAGACCCCGUCACACCACUCCAGACGCGCGCAAGCACUGGUGUCACGGCGCCGCCGUUGUCUAGCCUGACGACGCUGUCAGCAUCUCCAGCGCCACUGGUCAAUAAGACGCCGGGGACCCAGGAGUCUGGAGCGCUUCAAAGACCGGCGUCUCUCAACAUGUCUCCGUCGACAAGUAGCAGAAAGCUACGGAGGCGCGCCACGCGGAUUGCACCCAACUCGGAAUCGCCGCUGCCGUUCUCAAGAGCGACGAGAUUUGCAAGACGGUCCAUGAAACUCGACCCAGAUUCGAUGGACGAGCUGCAUCAGUCCCCACCGCCGUCUGCGCUGGAAAAGAACGCGUCCUACUUUAAAUGCGGCAGAUCGUUUCGUCAGAGCAUCGGCUCUAGCCACCGAGGACGUCGCUUAUUUGAGAACAUGGCGUUUGCCUUGUCCUCUCAGUCAGACAAGCCGGAGCAGCAGCGGACCAAGCUGGAGUCGCAAAUUGUCCAGGCCGGCGGCUCAAUCCUCAAAGAUGGCUUCCAGGAGCUGUUUGAGCCGUCGAGCAUCAUGUACUCGACCAGCACAGUACACGAUGAGGGUGAUGUGCUGAGGCUUCCAAGGGCAAGCUCGGGCUGCGGGUUCACGGCGCUUAUUGCAGACGGGCACUCGCGGAAGCCCAAGUACAUGCAAGCACUGGCACUCGGGCUGCCGUGCCUGAGCCAGCAAUGGAUCACGGCAUGUCUCGGCAAGGGUGAGGUGGUGGACUGGGAGCCGUACUUGCUGUGCGCAGGCUCGUCGGCGGUGCUCGGCAACGCGAUCCGGUCACGGACCCUGGUGCCGUACGUGGCAGCGGAGGCGAGGCUGGCUGAAGUGAUUGAGCACAGACGGAAGCUGCUCGGGGGCCAGAGCAUACUAGUGCUGUUUGAUGCCAAGAAGGGGCGCAAGGAAACGAAGCAGCAGUACAUGUUUCUCGUGCAAGCACUGGGGCCAUGUGCCGUGUCCAGGACGUCGACGGCGCGGCAGGCGCGCGAGGUGCUACGCGAGCGCGAAAAGGCAGGGCGUCCGUUUGACUGGCUGUACAUUGACAAGUCUUGCGGGAGCGCGGAAUCGGUGCUGUCGGCGCCGACGCCGGCACGUGGCUCAGGGUCCAAGAAGCGGAGGAGGAUGGGGGCCGAGGGGCCGAGGAUGGGAGAGCUACGGGUGUUGACGGAUGAGCUGGUGAUUCAGAGCCUCAUUCUCGGACGCAUGGUGGAGGCGGGAGAGAUGGAAUUUUGA